AUCACGACGGUUAAAGCGUAAUUGGUUUUAUUUUGAAAGGCAUUGACCGGACGUGUGUUCCCUGUUGGAAGCAGCUGAGCACUUAGAGGACACGCACUGUUUUACUGCAGAGCCGCAGACAAGACCUCAAUGUUAAAUAAUACUAAUAUACCUGUUUACAUAGUUUGAGUAAAGGAUAUAUUUCUGAGUUUUGCGACACUCGGAAACAACAUUUAUAACAACUUAACUGUUGUUUUACACAGUUAUAACAUUAACCCUCGACAAGUUCGUUGUUCGUCAACGUUACCUGGAAUCACUGAGUGAGUCAGAUUGACGCUUCGCUGUUGGGACGAUGAGCUGCUUGAAGCAAGAAGAAACUAGAAGUGGGUCCCCACAUUGCCCCAAGCCAGAUGAGUCUGAGGAGCCGCUGGGUACAGCCAUGGAGACUGAAACCGCACAAGAUGUCAGUGUGAAAUGUGAGAAUUCUGAAGUGGUCAUCACUAAGGAAAUGGAGGAAGAAGAGAAGCAGCUGAGGGAGGAAGGGGAGCGGAAAGAAAUGGAGAUGAUGGAAAAGGCCAGGGAGUCCCGGGAGAGAGAUUCUCAUGACAUGCGCUUCAAGAGACUGCAGCAUUUGCUUCAGAAGAGCAACAUCUACUCUAAAUUCUUACUGACCAAAAUGGAGCAACAACAGAAUGAGGAGAAACUCCGGAAGGACACACUUGAAAAGAAGGCCAAGAAGAAAACAAGCAGUGCAGAGCCUGAGAAAGCAGAUAAAAAGAAGAGGAAGAGGAAUGAAGACUACAAAAUAGCAGACGUCAUGUCAAAAGAAGAAAUCAUGUCACAAGCUAAAAAAGCAAAAGUGGAUGAAGUGGACAAGGCACCGGCCAGGAAGAAACUUCAAGCUGAAGAUAUCGAGAAGAUAAGUGAUUCCAACCAAGAUAUCAAGAACCGUCUGUCGGAGGCGGUGCGAGAAAACGCCAAGCAUCUUCUGCAUCCUGACAGGAAGGUGAAUGGCCAGCCGGUCCCCGCCCAGCAACCUCAACUCUUCACUGGGGGCGUCAUGAGGUGGUACCAGAUAGAAGGCAUCGAAUGGCUGAGGAUGCUGUGGGAGAACGGCAUCAAUGGGAUCCUGGCUGAUGAGAUGGGACUGGGAAAGACCAUCCAGUGCAUCGCUCACAUCGCCAUGAUGGUAGAAAAAAAAGUAAUGGGCCCCUUUCUGGUGGUGGCCCCUCUCUCCACUUUGCCUAACUGGAUCAGCGAAUUCCAGCGUUUCACCCCAGAGGUGUCCGUGCUGCUUUACCACGGCCAACAGUCGGAGAGGGCCAAAGUGCUGAAGCAGAUCCGCAGCUCUCACGGGGCCCUUGGCAUGUUUCCUGUCGUCGUCACGUCCUUUGAGAUCGCCAUGAUAGACAGAAAGUUUCUACAGCGCUUCCAGUGGAGGUACCUGAUCGUGGAUGAAGGUCACAGGAUCAAAAACCUUAACUGUCGGCUGGUGCGAGAGCUGAAGAUGCUGCCCACUGACAACAAGCUGCUGCUGACGGGCACACCGCUGCAGAACAACCUGGCUGAGCUUUGGUCCCUGCUCAACUUCCUCCUGCCAGAGGUCUUUGAUGACCUCAAGAGCUUUGAGUCCUGGUUUGACAUCGACAGCAUCGGUGAAGCAGAGUGUGUGGUGGCUACUGAGCGUGAGCAGAACAUUCUGAGUAUGCUGCACCAGAUUCUGACUCCGUUCCUGCUGAGGAGGCUGAAAUCGGACGUGACGCUGGAGGUUCCUCCGAAAAAGGAGAUGAUCGUUUACGCUCCUCUGACAGCCAAACAGGAGGCCUUUUACACCGCGGUGGUCAACAAAACCAUUACCAAGAUGCUGGGCCAGGAAAAGAUAGAAGCUCCUGUAGCAUUGACGUCCAGCGGCAGGCCGAAGCGCCGCAAUCGGAAGGUGGUGGACUAUAAGGAAAGAGACGGAGACUCACCGUAUGACCUAGAGAAAUAUCUGGAGAUGGUCAGCAAGGAAGCCCAGCAGAGCUCCUGUCCAGCGCUGGAUGUCCACACCCCGAAGGACGCCGAGGUCAACCUAAAGUUGCGGAAUAUGCUCAUGCUGCUAAGGAAAUGCUGUAACCACCCAUACCUGGUGGAGUACCCCCUGGACCCUGCCACACAGGAGUUUAAGAUCGAUGAGGAGCUGGUGAAGAGCUCUGGGAAGUUUCUAAUCCUGGACAGACUGCUUCCUGCACUAAAGGAAAGGGGACAUAAGGUUCUGAUCUUCAGUCAGAUGACGUCCAUCUUGGAUCUUUUGAUGGAUUACUGCUAUCUGCGGGGCUUCAAGUACAGUCGACUGGAUGGCAGCAUGUCGUACUCUGACAGAAAUGAAAAUAUGACCAAGUUCUCCACAGACCCAGAGGUGUUCCUGUUCCUGCUGAGCACCAGAGCAGGAGGUCUCGGGAUCAACCUGACAGCUGCUGAUACUGUCAUUAUCUUUGAUAGUGACUGGAACCCACAGGCUGACCUGCAGGCUCAGGACCGCUGUCACAGAAUCGGGCAAACCAAACCGGUGGUGGUGUACCGCCUGAUCACAGCCAACACAAUCGACCAAAAGAUACUGGAGAAGGCCUCGGCUAAGAGGAAGCUGGAGCAGAUGGUCAUCCACAAGAAUAAGUUCAAAGGUGGGAGGGCAGAGCUGAACCAGAGUAAAAGCUGCAUUGAUCUGGAUGAGCUGAUGGAGCUGCUCAAAGCCAGAGGCACUGAGAAAGAGGUGAAGGCAUCAAAGGGGAAGGUGAUCAGCGACAAGGACCUGGACAUUCUGCUAGAUCGCAGUGAUCUGCUGGACAAAAACAAGGGGAGCAUGAAGAAAGAGAAGGCGGGAGUCUUCAGAGCGAUCGAUGCCAAAGAGAUGUCAGAGAUCUUGUUGACCUGAGAACACCUUUGUGUUGACUCCUAAAGAAGAUUUAAAGAUGCAACUCAACUGCUGUCACUUGUAAUAGAGAAAACCUCCUGAAACUGCUGUUUGUGGACUUUGACGUAUGUUUGUCUUUUACUUUAACCACCUUGAUAGUACCCUGUUUAAUUACCUUUUUGUCAACCACUCUACCCUUUUAAAGAGUCGUUUUUUUAUGGCCACCAAUGAUGAUUUUGCUUAAUGUAAGCUAAAAUAUGAGGAAAAAUUUGUUUUGUUUUUUUGACAGAUUCUUCUACAUUUAGUCCAACUGUUAGUUAACUGGACACUAGAGUAAGAAGAACAUUAUUUUUGUUAAAGGAGAAGUAAAGAACUGCAUCACUGCUCAAACUGUCCUGACUGUUUACAUGAUCUAUGCAUCUGGUUUAAGAGACUGGAGUGACAUGGUUAGGUCAGGUUGGUCCUCUUAUAUUUUCAUUUAGCCAUUCCAAACAUUUGAUCUGUAUUAUCUUUAACUAUGUUUUAAUCAAAGCACUUUACUCCAGGUAAAGCCUACAUGUUUUUCUAUGUCUUUUUAUAUAAAUAAAGUAUGAUUUGUUAA
Messenger RNA from Centropristis striata (black sea bass), 3470 nucleotides. RefSeq names its product helicase, lymphoid specific (gene hells). The record is from RefSeq and is a predicted model, not a curated record. The coding region runs from base 332 to 2890 and encodes 852 amino acids. Gene Ontology annotation, biological process: lymphocyte proliferation; DNA methylation-dependent constitutive heterochromatin formation; pericentric heterochromatin formation. Gene Ontology annotation, molecular function: ATP binding; chromatin binding; ATP-dependent chromatin remodeler activity. Gene Ontology annotation, cellular component: nucleus; pericentric heterochromatin. The transcript is spliced from 23 exons. NCBI's taxonomy places the organism in Eukaryota, Metazoa, Chordata, Actinopteri, Perciformes, Serranidae.